UGACUCGGGUGGCGAAGGAGUGGCGGGCCCGCUACCGGAAAGGAGCGGAGCUCCUGGGAAGCUAUCCCCCCCUCACCUCCCCUGCCCUCACGGGAAGUCGUGUCGGCGUUGCCUGCACCGCCUCGCCGCGGUGGCCGUGAUGCGCUCCACCCGCGAGUCCCCACUCCCGGGAGCCCCGGCCUCCGAGUCGGACGUAGCCGAGCAGAAUAGGAGGGCUCUAACGCCAGUAGGACUGCGGUGAUGGUGUGUGAGGACUGAUUCCCAGAGCCUUGCCUGAUCUCUGACCCAUCAGCAUGGGGAGGAUUGGCAUCUCCUGUCUUUUUCCUGCUUCCUGGCAUUUCAGCAUCUCUCCAGUGGGGUGUCCCCGAAUUCUGAACACCAACUUACGCCAGAUUAUCGUCAUCAGCCUUCUGGCUGCUGCUGUCUCACUUUUAUACUUUUCUGUCGUCAUAAUCCGAAAUAAGUACGGACGGCUCUCCAAAGACAAGAAGUUUCAAAGGUACUUGGCACGAGUUACUGACAUUGAAGCUACAGACACCAAUAACCCCAACGUGAACUAUGGCAUCGUGGUGGACUGUGGGAGCAGCGGGUCUCGGAUAUUUGUCUAUUGCUGGCCACGGCACAAUGGCAAUCCUCAUGAUCUGUUGGAUAUCAGGCAAAUGAGGGAUAAAAACCGAAAGCCUGUGGUCAUGAAAAUAAAACCCGGCAUUUCAGAGUUUGCGACUUCUCCAGAGAAAGUCAGUGAUUACAUUUCUCCACUCUUGAACUUUGCUGCAGAGCAUGUUCCACGGGCAAAACACAAAGAGACCCCUCUCUACAUUCUCUGCACGGCUGGAAUGAGAAUCCUCCCCGAAAGUCAGCAGAAAGCCAUUCUGGAAGACCUUCUGACUGACAUCCCUGUGCACUUUGACUUCCUGUUUUCUGACUCUCAUGCAGAAGUAAUUUCAGGGAAACAAGAAGGCGUCUAUGCUUGGAUUGGCAUUAAUUUUGUCCUUGGACGAUUUGAGCAUAUUGAAGAUGAUGACGAGGCAGUAGUGGAAGUUAACAUCCCUGGUAGUGAAAGCAGCGAAGCCAUUCUUCGUAAAAGAACAGCUGGUAUUCUAGACAUGGGAGGCGUGUCAACCCAGAUAGCAUACGAAGUACCCAAAACUGUAAGCUUUGCCUCCUCACAGCAGGAAGAAGUAGCUAAGAACCUGUUGGCUGAAUUUAACUUGGGGUGUGACAUUCACCAAACCGAGCAUGUGUACCGUGUCUAUGUGGCCACGUUUCUUGGGUUUGGUGGCAAUGCUGCUCGACAGAGGUAUGAAGACAGAAUAUUUGCCAGCACAGUUCAGAAGAACAGACUCCUGGGGAAACAGACUGGACUAACUCCUGACACUCCGCACCUGGACCCCUGCCUACCUCUGGAUAUCAAAGACGAAAUCCAGCAAAACGGACAGACGCUGUACCUGCGGGGGACAGGGGACUUUGACCUGUGCCGGGAGACCAUCCAGCCUUUCAUGAACAAAACAAACGAGACGCAGACCUCCCUCAACGGGGUCUACCAGCCUCCAAUUCACUUCCAGAACAGCGAGUUCUACGGCUUCUCGGAGUUCUACUACUGCACGGAAGAUGUGUUACGGAUGGGUGGAGACUAUGACGCUGCAGCAUUUACUAGAGCCGCCAAGGAUUACUGUGCUACGAAGUGGUCGAUCCUGCGGGAACGCUUUGACCGAGGACUGUAUGCCUCUCACGCCGACCUCCACAGGCUCAAGUAUCAGUGCUUCAAAUCUGCCUGGAUGUUUGAGGUGUUCCACAGGGGCUUCUCGUUCCCUGUCAACUACAGAAAUUUAAAGACAGCCUUGCAGGUUUACGACAAGGAGGUGCAGUGGACUCUCGGAGCAAUCCUCUACAGGACCCGCUUCUUGCCCUUAAGAGACAUCCAGCAGGAGGCCUUCCGGGCCAGCCAUGCGCACUGGCGGGGCUUCUCCUUUGUGUACAACCACUACCUGUUCUCCGGCUGCUUCCUGGUGGUCCUGCUCGCCAUCCUCCUCUACCUGCUGCGGCUGCGGCGCAUCCACCGGCGGGCCCCACGCAGCGGCUCAGCCACCGCCGUCUGGCUGGAGGAAGGCCUUCCGUCCCAGAAGAUAGCUGGUACCUUAUGAACCGGACUCCGAGCCCCCGGAAGACUCUACAGGAAAAGCCAUUUUUGCCUCAGGGUUUCUCCUCUUCAUUCUCAGUUAGUUUUGUUUUUCCUUUUCCUUUUUGUUCCUUGAAACAAAACCAAACCCCACUGUUCGUAAACUCUGCUGUCCUAGAAGUAUUGCGUCCAGCUGUUCUGUGUACAGCUUUGAAUAGAGGAGUUGGGAAAAGGGAGCAUCACUUCAUUUUUGCUGCAUAGACUGUCUGACAAAAAUUACAAAGAUUUUGGGUUGUUCUCUAAGGCAUAUUCAAUUUUAAACAGAUGCACUUUGAUACUGGAGGAAAACAGCAGGCUGUCCUCUGUCAGGGGAGUUGGAGCUGAGGGGUGACGCUUUCACAGAACCAGAACACGAUCUCACUGGACCGAUCAUCCCUGUUUCUGUCUCAAAAGCUCUUACCUAAAGAGGGAGAUGCUUAGUUUUAUUUAUUGUUCAGGGCUCUUACUGUUUAUUUUCUCUGCAGGUUUAAAAAACCAGAACCAUUUAUAUCCACAGUAGAUAGGUAUAGGCACCAAGAGUUAGCAGUUUUUAAAAAUUGAUAGGAAGAGACCUGAAAAAAUGUGAAAAUGACCAGAGUGCUGUGUGUGUGUGUGUGUGUGUGUGUGUGUGUGCUCGCGUGCAACACCAGUGGGAGAGACGGAGGGAGUGCAGUGCUGCCACUUUUAAAAGCACACGCUUCAGGGUCUACUGUUGCAUUUCAUUUCAUUUAGAAAAACAUCAGUCCUCGGUACCAACCACAGGCAAUUACUUCCUUCAUCCCAUCUUUCAGCGCCCUUAGAAUACUAUGUUUUUGACUGAGUUGGAAAAGUCAUAGUUUCACUGGUUUUAAUGUUAGAACUAGAGCUGGUGUCUGCCAACUGGCAUGUCCGUAUUUCUCAUUCAUUUGUGGUUAUUUAAUUGUGCUCUCGUUUCUUCCUCCUUCAAGUUCGUAUCCCUCUUGCCCUCGUAUUUCAGAGACUUGGCUUGACUGUUGUGGUUGAGGUGGUGCUGGCAGGGCCACUGUAAAGCCACAGGACUAAGAGAAAGAAGAAUCAACUCACAUUUUGAGGAAAACAAAUUUGACAUUUCAAACAAAAACCUAAAAAGGACAGCUGGAUUAGUGUCUGUGAGAUGGGUGGUUUUUUACCUAUUUAUUUAGUUCAGAAACUGUGGACAUUCUCAUACAUAGUUUUUUAGAUGACGGUGUGUGUGUGUGUGUGUGUGUACACACGCAUGCACGCCCCUAGACUAUUUCUUAACUCCACAACAGGUAAAUCCAUCUAGUUGGUAACAGAUUUAUAUUUUGAGAGUCAUCAGCUGCUUUUUAAAAGAAUCACUGAUGAGAGAAAGAAUUCAGGUUCUUAAGCCCUUAUUUAAUUUAGAAAAAAAUUGGAUAUUCAUCUUGUCUAGUAAUUACUUAAAAACCUGACAUACUAUAUGUUGAUAACUUAAAAGAUUACACAUUUAUGAAAGAAAUGCAAAUCCUCUGAUCCUGCUCUUCAAAGUGAAUAUUCUAACAAUGGAAAAAUUGUUGGUAGAAAGUUUGCCUCUCAGAUAUCAAGAAGGUUGGAGGAGCUAGAUGGUGUCAUAGCAUCUCAUGUGUAGAGAGACUUAUCUCAGAGAGGAUGGAGACAGGUAUCUCUCGAAAAACAUCCAGCCUCUGAAAUGCUGAUCUCCAGCUGUUUAAUUCCCUGGUUCCUGGUAAACACUGUUCGUUUUCAAGACGCAGCCACACCAUGAGCUGUGUCAUGAGUACCCCAGGGGUAGAGAGAGCUGGCAUGCUUCUCCUUGACUUCUUAGAGGGGUUGCCCUGUGGACUGUAGGUGGCAUUGGUGAUGAUAAAAAGUAAGUUUACAAGUUAGCUUUUCUGCCACGAGCCAUGUGGAGUAGUAAGGCCCUAACCUGCAGGAUGAAAAUUUCCCAGAUUUUGCCUUUCAGAUCAUGACAAAGAUAAGCUAGCACAGGUAGGUUUAAAUGGGCAUAAAUUAAGUAAACAGCCACUUUUUAGAUAAAGGGUGCUAAUGUGGUCCAGCUCUGUACAUUUGGAGAGUGCAGCAGAGACCAGCAUGGAAGAUGCAAGCUUGACAUCCGUCUGCCAGGACCUAUCUCAGUCUCCAAGAGUCCCCAGGUUAGGGUCCCAAGGCAUAGUGGCCGUGUACUUUGCAUAGUUCGGAGCUGUGUACCCCAUCAAAGCAGAGGCUUAGCAAGCCAUCACCCACAGGGAAAAUCUGAGAGACUCUUGAGCUGAGAAUGUGUUUUCAGUUUUUUUAAGAUCAUUAAAGGAAAAGUAACCGAUACACACCAGAGACUACAUGUGACCUGUAGAGCCUCAGACACUUACUCAGUGUCCCUUUAGAGAGGACUUUUCAAGAUUGGUGUUCUAAUAAACCAGAUAACAUACUCCCCCCUCCCCAAACCCAAAUUUAAAACAUGCUGUUGGCGGGGGGGAGGGGGGGGUGGGCACUCACUCUGCCCUGUUGUGACAUCUGCAGGCACAGGAGGGGCCUAAUUCUGGAAACAAAUAAUGUCAAUUAAGGGCUGGCCAAGAAGGCAGUAAAGUGUGAACACUUUUAGUGACAGAAAGCAGGAGAAAUCAGAUGGGUGGGAGGGAACUUGCUGAAAGCCUUGCAAAGAGCAGUGUUCUGUGUUAGCUCUCUGUUUGGUGGAAAAAUUCCUCAAGUAAACGCUUCUGUUCAUCGUCCUACCUGUUCUGCUCCUUUUUAAAGCUCCAGAGAAUGUUCUUGAAGAUUUUACAGUCCCUGCAGCGACAUCACAGACUGAUCGGUCCCAGUGGUUUUUGCACAUUCUCACCCUAAACCACUGGCUUUUUGCAGCUCCCCACCCUGGAAGCUGGGGAGACCCCUUGCUCUCCUGUCACCAUACCUGUGCACCCAGGCGGGAAAGCUGUAGAGUACCUGGUGUUUUAAAUCUGAAACUCAGGCCUACAUAGGAUACUUCUCCAUCUAAGAAGCAUGCGCCACUUAGCAAGAAACUCAAACAGGCAACUGCGUUUUCCAAGCUUUUUUUUUUUUAAAUCAGCUUUAGAAUUUUGUGUGGUUACGUGCAAUGAGUGCAGCAGAACUACCUAUAAGUAAAUUAUUUAGUUAUUUAUUUCUCUUUCAGGGUUAUGUUUUUUUACAAUUUUUAUUGAUUGUCCUCUUCCGUAGUGAAUGAGGUGACCAACCAAGGAGAAUUCUGUGUUCUGUUACUAAGAUUUUAUUUCAAGGUUAGGCAUUAUACAAACUAAAGGAGCAUCUCUAAAUGUUUUUGAUUUAAAUGAUGUUUUCCAUUCAAAGAAUAAUUACCCUCGGGGAAUUGUGCUGUUGUAUCAUUUUCUAUGUUUGGCAACCUCACCUUGCGACACUCCACACAGAUGCGUGUUGAGAAUAAAAUGGAAGUUCAUCUGGUGGCCCAUAGAUUCUGUGUGAGCUUGCUUGCUUGUGAUUUUUUAAAGAGAUUUUCCUCUGAUGUUUGAAUCUUGUUACCUGUUAGAAUGCUUAGUUGAACUUGAAUCUCAAUUCAGUAAAAUAAAUUGUCUGAGUCUUGACUACACAC
Molecule: messenger RNA, 5714 nt
Organism: Capra hircus (goat)
Lineage: Eukaryota; Metazoa; Chordata; Mammalia; Artiodactyla; Bovidae
Gene: ENTPD4
Product: ectonucleoside triphosphate diphosphohydrolase 4
Exons: 13
Coding region: 294-2144 (616 amino acids)
Biological process (GO): nucleoside diphosphate catabolic process
Cellular component (GO): membrane
Molecular function (GO): nucleoside diphosphate phosphatase activity
Source: RefSeq, a predicted model, not a curated record